AUGCACGCAAGACAAUGGAGAUCCAACGAAAGCCUCACGUCCAUACGCAGUGAUUCUUUUUCCAUUUCUUUCUUUUCCCCCACUUAUUUGACGCUGAUCUCUUCCUUCGAUAUAUUGCUCUCUUUCUCUCUGUCUCCUCUGCCCCUCUCUCUCCCCUACCCCUCUCUCUCCCUACCCCCUCUCUACGCCCCCUCUCUCUCUCGACUGCUGGUAUUUUUUCUCUUUCUUUUACUCAACAUUGCUUUUUUUUUCUUUCUCUUUCUCGGGCGCUUAUCUUUCUCCCCCUCUUUCUCGAACGCUUGUAUAUUUCUCUCUCUCUCUCUCUCUCUCGAUUUCUAUUUCUUGACCAUUUAUCUUCCUCUCUCUUUUUUGGAAGCACAUAUUUCUUUGUCUCUCUCUCUCUCUCUCUCUCUGUCUUUACUAGCCCACUUAUCUUUCUCUUCCUCUUCGAUGAGCGUUUCUUUCUUUCUUUCUUUUUCGCGACCGCUUCUCUCUCUCACUCUCUCUUUCUCGAGAGCAUAUUUAUUUAUUUAUUUAUUUCUCUAUCUCUAUUUUUCGACCGCUUAUCUUUCUCUCUCUUUCUUGAUUGUUUAUCUAUUUCUCUCUCUUUCUAGAAUUAAAGGAGCAACACUCUCACAUGAACUUGGCUAUUACCACAACGAUUACCAACUUCCCCAACUGCUCCGACCAUUCCCGACCGCUUCUUCAUCCAUUUUUGUGCAACGGCAGGAGGAACCGCUGUUGGAAGAAGCAGCGUACUACCAAACAAUAAACGCCAUUAUAACCAGCCACCCAUACAGGCUCCUAUCUACCAAUUUUAUUGAUCAGGACGUGCUGGCCACCAUGGCGACUGCUAUGCCAACAAGUCGUUCAUUUUUGUACCGAAUCGUUGCUGGACGUAGUAGAAUCAGCUCACUGAACUAUGUAACUUAUUUUAUUAAUAUUCAUCUCUGCCAUUGUAUAUUCACUAUCUAUCUAUCUAUCUAUCUAUCUAUCUCAGUUUCUUCCUACGUAUGGCCCAGUAGAAUCAGCUCACUGAACUAUGUAACUUAUUUUAUUUCCGUUGUAUCUCUGUUGUGUUCUCUUAUCCUCGUUGUAUACUCAUUAUCUAUCUAUCUAUCUAUCUAUCUAUCUAUCUAUCUAUCUAUCUAUCUAUCUAUCUAUCUAUCUCAGUUUCUUCAUACUUACUUAGUUGUUUCGUUCCUUACUGCUUCCCUAUCUAUCUAUCUAUCUAUCUAUCUAUCUAUCUAUCUAUCUAUCUAUCUAUCUAUCUAUCUAUCUAUCUAUCUAUCUAUGUAUGUCUGUUCAUUGAUUUAUUUGUAUUUAUUUAUCAAAUAUCUAUCUAUCUAUCUAUCUAUCUAUCUAUCUAUCUAUCUAUCUAUCUAUCUAUCACAUUCUUUUCAUUUUCUUUCUUUCUAUCUAUCUAUCUAUCUAUCUAUCAUUUUACACACCCACUCAUAUCUGUCUAUCGAAUCUAUCUAUCUAUCUAUCUAUCUAUCUAUCUAUCUAUCUAUCUAUCUAUCUAUCUAUCCCAGUCUCUUCAUUAUCUAUCUAUCUAUCUAUCUAUCUAUCUAUCUAUCUAUCUAUCUAUCUAUCUAUCUCAGUCUCUUAUUAUCUAUCUAUCUAUCUAUCUAUCUAUCUAUCUAUCUAUCUAUCUAUCUAUCUAUUACUCUGCAAAUUCUCUCUUAUUACUUUCCACUUCAUAAUUCGUACAACAUUCCUCAACAACCUGUUCGCUCAACCACUUGGCCACGAACCACCAUAAUAAGUACAACUACUAUCAACCAUAACUACUAG
Acanthosepion pharaonis is the source of this 1797-nucleotide messenger RNA. NCBI's taxonomy places the organism in Eukaryota, Metazoa, Mollusca, Cephalopoda, Sepiida, Sepiidae. The record is from the annotation of a GenBank genome assembly.